UUUGUCUGGAGGACGUUGAAUCAUGUUCACCACGUUAACUCCAAAGGGCUUGUUGGAAUAGGUAAACGAAUUGCAGAUGUUGAAUCAUUGAUGCAAUUAGAAGCAACAGAUGUUCGCAUGAUUGGAAUAUGGGGCAUGGGUGGUAUUGGUAAGACAACUAUUGCACAAGAGGUAUAUGAUAAAAUGUGUUUUAAAUAUGACAGUUGUUGUUUUUUGGCUAACAUAAGGGAGGAGUCAGGGAGACAUGGAAUGAACUUUUUGAAGGAAAAGCUUUUUUCAAAAUUAUUAAGAGAAGAAAACAUGAAUAUUGGCACACCUGAUGGGUUCCAGAAGUUAGUCGAGAGAAGAUUUCAUCGCAUGAAGGUUCUUAUUGUUCUGGAUGAUGUCGAUGACUCAGAGCAGCUAGAAAAGUUAGCUAGAACAGAUUGGUUUGUCUAUGGCAGUAGAAUCAUUGUGACAACCAGAGAUAAACAGGUGCUUGCUACGGAGUCUGCAAAUGUAUACCAUGCUGAGGCCUUAAACUUUGAUGAAUCUCUGCGACUUUUCAAUUUAAAUGCCUUUAAGAAAAAACAUGUAGAGGCAGAGUACGAGGAGCUGUCAAAGAAAGCAGUUAAUUACGCCAAAGGCAUUUCGCUUGUUCUUAAAGUUCUGGGUCACCGUCUUCAUGGGAAAGAUAAAGAGAUAUGGGAAAGUGAAUUGGAAAGAGAAGGAGUGCACAACAAAAAGGUUCAUGAUAUUAUUAAAUCGAGUUACUAUGAUCUUGAGGAGGAUGAAAAGAGGAUGUUUUUGGAUAUUGCAUGUUUUUUUUACGGGCAGCAACUGCAGGUGAAGUACAUAGAUUUUUUAUUGAAAGAUCGUGAUUAUUCAGUGGUUGCGGGAUUGGAAAGGUUGAAGGAUAAAGCUUUUAUCAGUAUUUCUCAAGAAAAUACUGUAUCGAUGCAUGACAUUAUACGAGAAACCGCUUGGCAGAUUGCUGGCCAAGAAUCUAUUGAAGACCCCAGAAGCCAGGUUCGACUAUUUGAUCCUGACGACAUUUACAGAGUACUAACAUACAACAAGGGUAACGAGGCUAUCAGAAGCAUAGUCGUGAACUUGUUGAGAAUCAAACAACUACAUUUAAAGCCACAUGUAUUUACUAAGAUGAGCAAGCUCCACUUUCUGAAUAUUUACACUGCAGGAACUCGCGAUAUUCGCUUCUAUGAACCGUGGGGCUUGUAUCUUCAUCAAGGGCUUGAAUCUCUGCCGAAUGAGCUAAGAUAUCUUGGUUGGGCUCAUUAUCCUUUGGAAUCUUUGCCUUCAAACUUCUCUGCAGAAAAUCUAGUCGAGUUGCACUUGCCAUAUAGCCGGCUGAAAAAAUUAUGGCAAGAAGUGCCAGUAAAUAAUAUACGUAUUCCUUUUAAUCUAAAAUUAACAUUAAUCCAAGCAAAGUCUUGAAUAAUAUCUUUUUGCAACUGCUACAGGAUCUUGUGAAUUUAAAGGUCCUUAUGCUGUAUUCAUCCUCAAACAUAAAGGACCUG
This is a messenger RNA of Vigna unguiculata (cowpea), 1517 nucleotides long. RefSeq names its product disease resistance-like protein DSC1. NCBI's taxonomy places the organism in Eukaryota, Viridiplantae, Streptophyta, Magnoliopsida, Fabales, Fabaceae. The record is from RefSeq and is a predicted model, not a curated record.